Molecule: messenger RNA, 2221 nt
Organism: Rattus rattus (black rat)
Lineage: Eukaryota; Metazoa; Chordata; Mammalia; Rodentia; Muridae
Gene: Suox
Product: sulfite oxidase
Exons: 4
Coding region: 77-1717 (546 amino acids)
Cellular component (GO): mitochondrion
Molecular function (GO): molybdopterin cofactor binding; heme binding; molybdenum ion binding
Source: RefSeq, a predicted model, not a curated record
UCCGCACCGGCCGCUCUAGCCCUGCGCGGGGCGGGUGAAAUUGUUCCGCUGCCGACAUCCAGCUAGGUCUGCCACAAUGCUGCCGCGGCUAUACAGAUCUGUGGCUGUGGGGCUUCCGAGGGCCCUCAGAGCCAAGUCAACCCCCUUGAGACUCUGCAUUCAAGCAUGUUCCUCAAGUGACUCACUUGAGCCCCAGCAUCCCAGCCUCACCUUUUCUGAUGAUAACUCGAGGACUCGGGGAUGGAAAGUCAUGGGGACCCUGAUAGGCCUUGGUGCCGUGCUGGCCUAUCAUGAACAUCGGUGUAGGGCUUCUCAGGAGUCACCACGGAUAUACUCUAAAGAGGAUGUGCGUUCUCACAACAACCUUAAAACUGGAGUCUGGGUAACUCUAGGCUCUGAGGUCUUUGAUGUCACAAAAUUUGUGGACCUGCAUCCAGGAGGACAAUCAAAACUGAUGCUAGCUGCUGGAGGUCCCCUAGAACCCUUCUGGGCCCUCUAUGCUGUUCACAACCAGCCCCAUGUACGUGAGUUACUGGCUGAGUAUAAGAUUGGGGAGCUGAACCCCGAAGAUAGAAUGUCCCCUCCCUUGGAGGCCUCUGACCCUUAUUCCAACGAUCCUAUGCGUCAUCCAGCCCUGAGGAUUAAUAGCCAGCGCCCCUUUAAUGCAGAGCCUCCUCCUGAACUGCUUACAGAAAGCUACAUCACACCAAACCCUAUUUUCUUUACCCGGAACCAUCUGCCCGUACCUAACCUGGACCCAGACACCUAUCGCUUGCAUGUAGUAGGGGCACCUGGAGGUCAGUCGCUGUCUCUCUCCUUGGAUGAUUUGCAUAAGUUCCCCAAACAUGAGGUCACUGUGACCCUGCAGUGUGCUGGUAACCGGCGCUCGGAGAUGAAUAAGGUCAAGGAAGUAAAAGGUCUGGAGUGGAGAACAGGGGCCAUCAGCACGGCACGCUGGGCCGGGGCACGGCUCUGUGAUGUCUUAGCCCAGGCUGGUCACCGACUCAGUGAAACCGAGGCCCAUGUCUGUUUUGAAGGACUGGAUUCAGACCCCACUGGAACUGCCUAUGGGGCAUCCAUCCCUCUGGCUCGGGCCAUGGAUCCCCAAGCUGAGGUCCUCCUGGCUUAUGAAAUGAAUGGUCAGCCUCUGCCUCGUGACCAUGGCUUCCCCGUAAGGGUGGUGGUUCCUGGUGUGGUAGGUGCUCGCCAUGUCAAGUGGCUGGGCAGAGUGAGUGUGGAGUCAGAGGAAAGUUAUAGUCACUGGCAGAGGCGGGAUUACAAAGGCUUUUCUCCAUCUGUGGACUGGGACACGGUAGACUUUGAUCUAGCCCCGUCAAUUCAGGAACUACCCAUCCAGUCAGCAAUCACACAGCCUCAAGAUGGGGCGACUGUAGAACCAGGAGAGGUGACUAUCAAGGGCUAUGCAUGGAGUGGUGGUGGUAGGGCUGUGAUUCGAGUGGAUGUGUCUAUGGAUGGUGGACUGACCUGGCAGGAAGCUGAGCUGGAGGGAGAGGAACAGCAUCCCAGGAAGGCCUGGGCUUGGCGAAUAUGGCAGUUGAAAGCUCACGUGCCAGCUGAGCAGAAGGAAUUGAACAUCGUUUGUAAAGCGGUAGAUGACAGUUACAACGUGCAGCCAGACACUGUGGCCCCAAUCUGGAACCUUCGAGGCGUGCUCAGCAAUGCCUGGCACCGUGUCCACGUUCAGGUGGUUCCAUGAAAGCAUGGAGCAGCAGUUUGUACCCAAAGGACCACCUAAACCUCUCUACCAACCCAGCCUUAAUCCUCGGUGCCAUAGAUAAACGUUUCCUUCCUCUACUGAGGUGAGAAAGCAGCUCUGAAGACAUCACUUUCUUACCCUACCAUACCUUUACUUCUCAUGCCUCCCCUCCAGGCCUUGUUUUGCAUUGCUUAGAUUCUUCAGAUAUGUGUGUGAUGUGUGGAAUGUGUAAAAAUUGUACGUUAUUUCUUUUUCUUCUUCAUCAUCAUCUUCUUUUUUUUCCUUCAAGACAGGGUUUCUCUGUGUAGCCCUGGCUGUCCUGGAACUCACUUUGUAGACCAAACUGCCUGCCUCAGUCUCCAGAAUCGGGGGAUUAAAGGCAUGUGCCGCCACUGCCCGUCUACAUACCGAUUUUCAAUCGCCUCUGGGAUGCAAGGAGAUUUUCCUCUUAGAGUGCUUUUAAAACGAUUCCAAUAAAGUGUCUGUUUAAGACUAUGACUGGAA